AUGAAAGAGCUCCUUGCCAACCUUGGGAUGGCCAACAGAGAGCAACCGCUACAAGAUGUUGCUGUCAUGGAAGUGGGUGCCACCCAGGAAACCAGUGUCCAGAAGAUUCUUCAUCUGACUGACCAGCUGAAAGUAUGUGUUUGCCUACUUUUGGUUCUUGUUUUCUUUCUCCUCAAGUUGGGACAGAUCACCUUGAAGAGUUUAAUUCGUUUUUUUGCUUCUUUCCAGUGCCACAAUAAAAGGGUCAGAACAAAGGCAAGAGGCUCCCCAAACUCGCAGUCGGCCCAGCUAUGUGAGAUGAAUAACGGAAUGACUGUUUCAAGCCUCUCAACUGUAAAUACAAGUCAGUCGGACAUAAUAUUAAAUAAUGGACUUGAGAUUAUCCCUACUACUUGUGACUCAGAGGUUGCUGAUGCUCUAACUGAAUUUAAGUUAUUUCCCAGGAAUUUGGAAUUAAGUCUAUUAUUUAAAAAUGAUAAUAUUCAAACCCAGACAAAAUACCUAAAACCAGCUAAUAUGGAGCUCCCCAACAUGAACUCUUCUGCGGCUUUAGACGAAUUCAUGUGCAAGUUAUCACUUGAUCGGGAAUUUUCCAGAAACUUGAUAACAAGCAUGUAUAAAGUAUAUGAAGAUUCUUCCAAUCAAAUAAAGUUUUUAGAAGAAAAAAUCGAGAAACUUUCAAAUCAACUUCAAGUUGUGACACAAUGGGCUACCUCCACAGACAAGAACAUGAGAGUCACAAAGAAGUGUCUGGAAGCCAUUUACAGAAACAAUGUAAAAGAUCGAGAAAAAUUUGAAAAACUUUCAAAUCAUCUUCAAGUUCUGACACAAUGGACUGCCUCCACAGAAAAAAACAUGAGAGACACAAAAAACAGUCUGGAGACCUUGUACAGGAAUAAUGACACAAAAGCUCGAGAAAAAAUUGAAGAACUUUCAAAUAAACUUCAACAUCUGACAGAACGGGUCACCUCCACAGACAAGAACAUAAGAGACACAAAAAGCAGUCUGGAGACCUUGUACAGGAAUAAUGACACAAAAGCUCGAGAAAAAAUUGAAGAACUUUCAAAUAAACUUCAACAUCUGACAGAAUGGGUCACCUCCACAGACAAGAACAUAAGAGACACAAAAAGCAGUCUGGAGACCUUGUACAGGAAUAAGGACACAAAAGAUCGAGAAAAAAUUGAGGAACUUUCAGAUGAACUUCAAGGUCUGAGACAACGGGUUGCCUCCACAGACAAGAAGAUGCGAGACACAAAACACAGUCUGGAGACCUUGUACAGGAAUAAUGACACAAAAGAUCGAGAAAAAAUUAAGAAAAUUUCAAAUCACGUUAAAGAACUAAAACAAUGGGCUGCCUCCACAGACAAGAACAUGAGAGACACAAAAAGUCUGGAAACCUUGUACAGGAAUAAUGACACAAAAGAUCGAGAAAAAAUUGAGGAACUUUCAAAUAAACUUCAGUACCUGACAAAAAGGGUUGACACCACAGAGAAGAACAUGAGAGACACAAAGAACAGUCUGGAAAUCUUGUACAGGAAUAAUGACCCAGAAGAUCGAGAAGAAAUUGCGGAACUUUCAAAUCAAAUUCAAAGUCUGAGACAAUGGGCUGCCUCCACAGACAAGAACAUAAGAGACACAAAACACAGUCUGGAGACCUUGUACAGGAAUAAGGACACAAAAGUUAAUACAGGUGGAGAUAAAUAUGUGGAACUUUCAUAUGAAAUUCAAGGUCUGAGACAACAGAUUGCCUCCACAGACAGGAACAUGAGAGACACAAAAAUCAAUCUGGAAAUCUUGUACAGGAAUAAUGACACAAAAGAUCGAGAAAAAAUUGCAGAACUUUCAAAUCAACUUCAAGUUCUGACACAAUGGACUGUCUCCACAGACAAGAGCAUGAGAGACACAAAAAGCAGUCUGGAGACCUUGUACAGGAAUAAUGACACAAAAGGUCAAGGAAAAUAUGCAGAACUUUUAAAUCAACUUCAACAGCUGACAACAUGGGUUGCCUCCAUAGACGGGAACAUGAGAGACACAAAAAACUGUCUGGAAACCACUUAUAGGAAUAAUGACACAAAACAUCGAGAAAAAAUUGCAGAACUUUCAAAUGAAAUUCAAGGUCUGAGACAACAGAUUGCCUCCACAGACAGGAACAUGAGAGACACAAAAAUCAAUCUGGAAAUCUUGUACAGGAAUAAUGACACAAAAGAUCGAGAAAAAAUUGCAGAACUUUCAAAUCAAAUUCAAGGUCUGAGACAACAGGUUGCCUCCACAGACAGGAACAUGAGAGACACAAAAAGCAGUCUGCAAAUCUUGUACAGGAAUAAUGACACCACAGGGCACAGCACCUCUGCCGUAAACGUGUUAAACCAGACAAGCUACACACCAGAGUAUUUAUCAGAAGCUGUUUUCACAGAAGAUGUUGGUCCUUCCUUGUCUUAUGGAAUGACACAAACAUCCCACUAUAAUACCUUAUCUUAUGGAUCCAUGAUAGCAGCACCUACCCAGCCUAAUAAUGUCUCCAGUACAGAGAAGACACUAUAUAGAUGUCAUUGUGGAUGGGAAAAUAUUACAACAUACAGGGGAUUCAGAAUUCACCAAGGAAAGAAAAAAUGCGGAUAAGACGUAAGCUUCAUGAUGGAUAGCGCAUCUUUUAGUGUAUGGUUGCCACCCUGUAAUUGUUUCUUUGUUUCUUAGAUUAUUUUUUUAUCUUGUUUCUUUCAUCAGGAUUUUCAUUUUCGUAGAGAUGCCAGGAAACCUUUAUUAAUAAAAGUGAAAGGGUGGUUGUGAAGACAUGAAAUAUAUCAUUUACUGGAAAUGUCAGGAGACCUUUAUUAACAAUAAAAUAAAUUAGAUGUUAAAUAAUGCCAUUUGACAAAUUUCAUAUCACUGUAACAUUUAAUAUGUGCAUCCCUUAUUUUUAUUUCUUUAAUUAACUCAUUUUAGUUGCAUAUUGUACAUUAUGUGACAAAAAGGUAUUAAUCUGACAGAAUCUUUCUAUGCCUAGUCUCUCUCUCUCUCUCUCUCUCUCUUGGUCUGUUUAUGAUCUAAUCUUAUUUUAAAUGCAGAUUAUACUGCAUCUGUCCAUUAAAUUAACUGUUUUAAAGCAAAUUAUAUUUACGUCAUAAAACCUAAUAAGGGAGGGUAGUACUGGUGAUGGAUAAAACUGAUUGCAGCCAAGGAAUGACAAGGAGUUGUAGUAUCUGACGAGGCAUAUGAUAUAUGACAUAUCAUACAGCCUCAUUAAAUGAGGUCAAUAUAGCAUAUAAAAUAGAUAUAGGUUCAUAGGUAGGUACUAGGCUAUCUGCCCGAAGGCAUUUAUAAGCCUAGCCAGAAUGUGUUGGCUUUCG
Molecule: messenger RNA, 3347 nt
Organism: Protopterus annectens (West African lungfish)
Lineage: Eukaryota; Metazoa; Chordata; Ceratodontiformes; Protopteridae
Product: hyaluronan mediated motility receptor-like
Exons: 21
Coding region: 1-2619 (872 amino acids)
Source: RefSeq, a predicted model, not a curated record